This is a messenger RNA of Haliotis rubra (blacklip abalone), 504 nucleotides long. RefSeq names its product peroxidase skpo-1-like. Gene Ontology annotation, molecular function: heme binding; peroxidase activity. Bases 16 to 504 code for a protein of 162 amino acids. Lineage: Eukaryota; Metazoa; Mollusca; Gastropoda; Lepetellida; Haliotidae. The transcript has 5 exons. The record is from RefSeq and is a predicted model, not a curated record. Gene Ontology annotation, biological process: response to oxidative stress.
CUUAAUGGGUAUAUAAUGGGUGCUGAGUUGUACUCUGAGCGGCUGUUCCUGAAAGCAGUAGCAAGGGCAUACGGAGACAUGGCUCCAAGACUGCUCCUCCUCCUCUUGGUCUUUCUCUGUCAAAAGGAGGGAACCUUUGCGGUUCAGCUCACUGGUGAAGAGCUGGUUUCAGCUGAAAUACAGAAAGACAGGGAGUACUUGGAAGCAGGUGUUGACCGACUUGGAGGAACUUCAACCACGGAACAACAUGCAUCUUUCACAUCGACAAAACCGACAUCAGUCAGACUCGGCCAACUCUACAGAGAGAAGCUAUUUUCAAGAACAUCAAAUGUUGAUGAUAGCAGUUGUCCCAGCUCUGUGGAGUGUAACGCCAAUGACAAGUUCCGGUCAGCGGACGGUAGUUGUAACAACCUUGCAAACCCCGACUGGGGAGAGAGCUUCAUCCCAAUGAGGAGGUUCCUUCCGCCUCAGUAUGACGAUUCAAUCAAUCUUUAUUUCACCUGA